Exophiala oligosperma is the source of this 1165-nucleotide messenger RNA. RefSeq lists its product as uncharacterized. The record is from RefSeq and is a predicted model, not a curated record. Lineage: Eukaryota; Fungi; Ascomycota; Eurotiomycetes; Chaetothyriales; Herpotrichiellaceae. The coding region runs from base 24 to 1055 and encodes 343 amino acids. The transcript has 3 exons. Gene Ontology annotation, molecular function: methyltransferase activity.
GUUAUGAGAAACACUCAGCAAACAUGUCAGAGAUGGAGGCAGAUGAUGCUUUCUCGGACGAAGGCUUCGAUGCCCAGACAACAGCUACCAGCUAUGUGACAAGCAUUGCCACUGAGAUUCGCGAAGGUAUUGAAGAAUAUGGUCGCAGAUAUGCUGCAUAUGGACGACAUUUCUACGGACUGCCUAUUGACGAAGAAGAGCAAGAACGGAAUGAUCUUCAACAUGAAAAAAUCAGAUUGCUUUACGAGAGCCGGCUUCAUCUUUCACCCAUGUGUCUGGAUCCACAGAAUAUCCUGGACCUAGGCACAGGAAAUGGAACGUGGGCAAUUGAAAUGGCCGACCACUACCCUACGGCUUCAGUCAUUGGAGUCGACCUGGCAGCUGUUCAACCUAAAUGGGUGCCACCGAAUCUAACUUUCGAGAUCCUCGACGUUGAACAGGAGUGGUUGUACCCCAAAAACAGCUAUAACCUCAUCCAUGGAAGGGAGCUGAUCUUUGCGAUCCGCGAUUGGCCUGCUUUGAUAGCCCAGGCCUACGAACACCUCAAUCCCGGCGGCUACCUGGAGUUGGCCGUGACGGUGCCCGAGGUUGGCUGCGAUGAUGGCACCUGCCCCGAAGGUUCGUGCUAUCGUGCAAUGGGAAGGAUGCAUUUCCAGAUAGCUGAAGCUAUGGGGAUCGAUGGCUUUGCGGCAAAGAAAUGGAAAGCCCAAUUGGAAUCGCAAGGGUUUGAAGAUGUACAUGAAAGGGUGUUCAAGAUACCGACGAACCGAUGGCCCAAGGAUAAAAGAUUGAAAACGAUCGGUGCUCUCGAAGUCGCCAAUUUCCUGCAGUACUCGUCGGCUGGAUUCGAAAGAGGUGCGGUUGGCCUGUUGGGUAAAGAUCCAGCUGCAUUACAGGUCAUGCUCGCUGCCACGAGGAAGGAGAUAUUGGAUCGAAGUGUUCAUUCUUAUGUCUACUUUAUCAAUGUCUAUGGGCGUCGACCUCUUGCACAUACCCGGAACCAGACAACUCGCACGCAAGUCACAUCUAAUAAUACACAGCGGCAUGGAAGGUGAGAUUUUGUGGUACACCUUUCGCUACUUCUGCCGGCGGUAAGAGGGAGUACCUUUCCUCCUCACGAUUCGACCAGGCACUCCACUUCGACCACGAGACGCGGUCGACAGGG